This is a messenger RNA of Hyposmocoma kahamanoa, 1607 nucleotides long. Its product is annotated as protein CROWDED NUCLEI 1-like. The record is from RefSeq and is a predicted model, not a curated record. Bases 1 to 1419 code for a protein of 472 amino acids. Lineage: Eukaryota; Metazoa; Arthropoda; Insecta; Lepidoptera; Cosmopterigidae. The transcript is spliced from 9 exons.
AUGAAUCCUAAACGUUAUUUAUGUCUACCUCAAAACGAAUGGGAUCGAUUAAAAGGACAAGCUGCGACCCAAAAACCUGUCGAAGACCCUAAAGAAAAUAUACAACAAAAACUUAUAGAACAAUCACAAGAGUGGAUUAAGACUUGGCCAACUUCCGCACAGGCUCAAGUAGCUAACUACGAAGCAAAGAAAGCAGAGAAACGCCAGCAAGACAUAGACUCUGUAAAAGCAUAUUUAGAGAAGAAAAAAAACAAACAGCGCGUCGACACUGAAGCUAUGCAAAAAGCUAGGCAAAUGAUUUUUAACGACAGUUGUUAUGGCAGAGAACUUUUAAGCGCACUUCGCUAUUCAAGAGAUAGAGAAGAAAGACAAAAGCAAAUAGAAUUGAAACAAUAUAUAAAAGAAGAAGCUGCAAAAUACGAAAAGGUUUUGGACGAUAAAAUAGCUGCAAUGUCGGACAACAUUUACAAUUUUGGUAGCCGAGAUCAGAAACGCGAAGCCGAACUUCGCCACAUGGACGACAAACGGCGCGCACACAAUAAGAUGAUGUCAGAAACAAAGAAAGCACAAAUCAAAGAAGAAGACAGAAAAAAAAAACUUGGAGCUCUUGAAGAUGCGAGAUUGAUGAAACAAUUCUUGGAAUUCGAGGCUCAUGAAACAGAUCAUUGCAAACACGUGAUAGAGGCAGAAAUGGCACAAUUCAAAAAGGAUCAUAGAAAAGCCCGCGAGGAAUCCCGCAAACGGAACGAAUUAGACACUGCGAUUAUGGACGUCUGGAGACGACACGACGACAGGGUUGAGCAUAGGAAAAAGAAAGUAUUGAAGGAGAUGCACCAAGAAAAGCACAAUACUCCAUUGAUGAAAAGUGCUUAUGAAGCUGUCAAAACUGCAAUCGAAAAAGGAGAAAAAGUAUAUAACGACUUCAUCGAUAAAGGAAUCAAACGAUAUGAAGAAAAAUGUUUGAAGAAAGAAGAAAAAGAUAAAAUCGAUGAAAUCAAUAGAAAAGCAAAAUUGUUAGAACUAGCCAAAGAAUAUAAGAACACGGUUAGGGAAUGUGAUAUAUUAGAAAAUUGGAGCAAAGCGGUUUGCGAAAGGUACAGUCUGUUGCCGCAGAAGAAAGCUCAGAAAAAGAUUGACGAGAAAGAUAAAGAAGAACAUCCUCCUUUCCUCAAAGAAUGUACCACACUGCGGGAUGCCCUGAAGAAACGGUCUCAAGAGCCAACCCCAUGGAACGCGUUGGAUUCCUCACAUAAAUACUUCGCUGAACAGGCCGAGGCUGUCCUCGCUGAGUGCAAAUACAAGGAGAUGGCGGAAAAAGUCAUUGCUGAUUACAGAAAAAACAACUGCUUGGAGAAGUUGCCUUCAGCGAAAUAUAAUGAUAGAAAUGAGACCUAUUAUAGUUGUACUUGUACUAAGUAGGUAUAUAUUAAAUAUUGUUGUAUUAAGACAUAGACCAAUAACUCUAGAGCACUGCUAAUCUCCAUACUACGGAUCGUAACUCUGAAAAAGGUCAAAAUUCCGUCUAUCUAGAUAGCGCUGAUCCUGGAAGUAGUUUAUGUAAAUGACCGUGGAUAUCUAUCAAUUCCUCUUUAAUAUGAAAUAUUCCC